AUGGAAGAGAUAGAACUGAGAUUCAAGCGACUGAAUAUAGACCCAGAGAAGCCCCCAUUCAAAAGGAAGAGAUAUCAGAAAAGAAAAGAAAAGAUAAACCAGAUUGACCCAGCCAAAAAGCUGAUUUCAUGGGAAGACAUGAAGAAGCUAACAACACAGGCUUCCCGAAUAAUUCGACUCCUAGGAAAAAACAGGACCCCAGUCUUGAUGGUAGCGACAGUAAUUGUUCUGCUGGGCUGUCAGAUCUCAUUCACAUCUGCAUGUAUUCCCAGAUACUUAUAUAACAUAGCAACAGGUGACAAGAUGAUUACCUACAAUGCCUGUGUCAGCCAAGUAUUUUUUACUGACCUCUUUGGUGUAACUGAAUUUUUUCUCCUUGCUGCCAUGUCCUAUGAUCGCUAUGUGGCCAUCUGCAAGCCCCUGCAUUAUGUGACUAUCAUGAGUAGUAGAGUCUGCAGGAGACUUGUGUUUUGUUGUUGGGUAGCAGGUCUGUUUAUUUUAACCCCCCCACUGAGCCUAGGCCUGAAUCUGGAGUUUUGUGAUUCUAAUAUCAUUGAUCAUUUUGUUUGUGAUGCAUUUCCCCUCCUGAAAAUCUCUUGUUCAAAUACUUGGUUUAUGGAACAGACCAUUAUCAUCUGUGCUGUACUGACCCUCAUUUUGACACUCAUGUGCGUAGUGCUGUCCUACAUUUAUAUCAUCAAGACAAUUUUAAGAUUUCCUUCUGCUCAGCAAAAGAAAAAAGCCUUUUCUACCUGUUCUUCCCAUAUGAUUGUGGUUUCUCUCACCUAUGGCAGCUGCAUCUUCAUCUACAUUAAACCUUCAGCAAAGGACUCAGUGGCCAUAAAUAAGGGGGUGACUGUCCUCACCACUUCUAUGGCUCCCAUGCUGAACCCUUUCAUUUACACACUAAGGAACAAGCAAGUACAACAGGCCUUCAAGGACUCAGUCAAAAGAAUUGUAAUAUUUUCCAAGAAAUAA
Ictidomys tridecemlineatus (thirteen-lined ground squirrel) is the source of this 978-nucleotide messenger RNA. NCBI's taxonomy places the organism in Eukaryota, Metazoa, Chordata, Mammalia, Rodentia, Sciuridae. The record is from RefSeq and is a predicted model, not a curated record.